Molecule: messenger RNA, 707 nt
Organism: Dreissena polymorpha
Lineage: Eukaryota; Metazoa; Mollusca; Bivalvia; Myida; Dreissenidae
Exons: 6
Coding region: 234-707 (157 amino acids)
Source: RefSeq, a predicted model, not a curated record
AUGCAGACCUGUAUUUGAAAUACAAAAGUGAACUGGAUGAUGAGAAUCAUGUCAGCAGAUCUCAGUUCUUCAAAAUUUGGGAACAGUACUUUCCACAUCUUAAAAUAAAGAAGACAAACUCGUUCUCCAAGUGUUCCACCUGCACAAAACUGGAAAAACAACUGGAAAAAACUGCAUGUGCCAUCACAAGAGCACAGAUCAAGCAGCGAAUAGAGGGUCACAAUCAAUUCCAGAUGAUGGAAAGAACCUACUACUAUGGGAAAAGGAGGAAAAGCCGACUGGAGCCUACAGCCUAUCUAUCUAUGAUAAUUGAUGGGAUGGAUCAGUCUGAAACAAACCUACCACAUUUCACUGGAAGACUUCCCAAGAACAUGAGGAUGGCGGAUCUGCUGAAAACCCAUGUUACUGGAGUCAUAAACCAUGAACACGGCGGUUUCCACACCUUUAUAGACCUCAACGAAUACCCUCACGAUCCGAACCUCACCAUAAAUGUCCUUCUUAAGAUGCUGAAAAUUACUGCUGUCAGUCAUGACAACACCUUACCGCCUACAUUUUUCAUACAGGCUGACAAUUGUGGACGAGAAAACAAAAAUCAUAUGGUAUUGGCCUUCUGUGAGCUUCUGGUAGCGAAAAACAUAUUUCAGGAGUACCCCCGUGAGAUUGCUCAGAUCAGUCGCCGUGAAAAAUGUCAGAUUGAUGACAAGUAA